Teleopsis dalmanni is the source of this 2824-nucleotide messenger RNA. RefSeq names its product spidroin-2-like. The record is from RefSeq and is a predicted model, not a curated record. The transcript has 7 exons. Lineage: Eukaryota; Metazoa; Arthropoda; Insecta; Diptera; Diopsidae. The coding region runs from base 1 to 2604 and encodes 867 amino acids.
AUGUUUUUCGCUGCAUUACAUCAAUGUCGUGAUAAAGCUCGUACAGCUCGUGCACCGGGUCAAAUUGGUGGCGUGUACGGUCAACCUGGUCAACAAGGAGUAUUACCAGCACAACCUGGAGUAAGUGCACCUGGUCAAAUUGGUGGUGUGUACGGUCAACCUGGUCAACAAGGUGUAUUACCAGCACAACCUGGAGUAGGUGCACCUGGUCAAAUUGGUGGCGUAUACGGUCAACCUGGUCAACAAGGUGUUUUACCAGGUCAACCUGGAAUAGGUGCACCUGGUCAAAUUGGUGGCGUGUACGGUCAACCUGGUCAACAAGGAGUAUUACAAGCACAACCUGGAGUAAGUGCACCUGGUCAAAUUGGUGGUGUGUACGGUCAACCUGGUCAACAAGGUGUAUUACCAGCACAACCUGGAGUAGGUGCACCUGGUCAAAUUGGUGGCGUGUACGGUCAACCUGGUCAUCAAGGUGUAUUACCUGGACAACCUGGAGUAGGUGCACCUGGUCAAAUUGGUGGUGUGUAUGGUCAACCUGGUCAACAAGGAGUAUUGCCAGGACAACCUGGAGUAAGUACACCUGGUCAAAUUGGUGGCAUUUACGGUCAACCUGUUCAACAAGGUGUAUUACCAGGACAACCUGGAGUAGGUGCACCUGGUCAAAUUGGUGGCGGGUACGGACAACCUGGUCAACAGGGUAUAUUACCGGGACAACCUGGUCAGCUAGGUGUCGCACCUGGCCAACCGGGUGUAGGAGCAGGACAAAUUGAUCAACUUUAUAACGUACCCGUUCAACCUGGUCAACAAGGAUUACUACCAGGUCAAUUAGGUGUUGGUACAGCACCAGGACAAAUUGGUGGUGUUUUUGGACAACCUAGUCAACAAGGUCUUGCACCAGGACAACCAGGUGUUAGUGUUGGUCAAAUUAUACCUGGACAAAUUGGCGGUAUUUACGGACAGCCUGGUAUAGGUGCAGAUCAACUUGUACCUGGACAACAAGGCUUAUUGCCGAGUCAGCCCGGAGUUGGAGGAGGUUUAUUGCCACCAGGCCAACUUGUUGGCGGUUAUGCACAACCUGGUGCUGUGGGACUUCCUUCUGGAUUUACCGGUGUUACUGGUCCGAUAGGUCAAUUUGUAGGUGAGUAUAAAACAGAAGGUGUUCCAGGUUCAUUAGUUACUGGGGAUGGUACAAGUGGAGCGGAUGAUGCAUUUUCACAAGCUGAGUCUUCAAUAGCUGAUGGACAGGCAGCUGCAAGUGCUCAAGGAAAGAAGAAUGGAGGUACAGCAAAGACUCAAGUCUCUGGUACAUAUAGCUCUUCUGGUACAUUUAGUGCAAGCGCAAUGACUUCAGAUAGUGAUCGUUCAGCAAAUGCACAAGUUAGUGGAAGUGUUGAGGGUGCAAUGAGUCAAUCGCAAGGCCAGGGAGGUGCAGCACAAUCACAAGCUCAGGUGCAAGUCAAUUCAAAGAAUGGUGGAACUAAAGCAUCAUCGCAAAGUGGAGGAAUAAUUCAUCAAAGUCAAAGCGAAGUUCAAGCAAACGAUAAGGGAGGAUUAGCUGAUGCUCAGUCUAGCGGGCCAGGCCAAACAUCAUCACAAGCACAAAUAGGUUUCCGUCCUAGACAAGAUGGCACCGAAUUAAUUUCAUCAAACGGUGGUGGGCAAGCUUCUGCUCAAUCUGGUAGUCACUCAGGGCAAAGCCAGUCUCAAAUACAUGGCACAUCCAAAUAUGGCGUAUCUUACCAUGGUGCUGCACAAUCGGCUUCAGGUACAAAAGAACAAGUGGCAACUUAUCGUGAGCAAAACCGAGAAUUAUUUCACUCCAUUAGCCAGUUUGGAAAUGGUGAUGCUGUAACGGAUCGUGUAGAUACUCUAUACAGUGGCCCCGCAUUAACUGCUGAACCGGGACUAUUACCCGAUUUACAAUUAAAAGCGUCAAAAACCAGUAAAGAAACAGCAAUUAAUAAAGUAAACAAUGAAUCAGGUACUUUGGCGGAAGAUGAAGAUGACGAAGAACCAUACGAAGAUUAUGACGACGAAGACGAUUAUUAUGAAAACCCGAUUAAGAUGGACUCAAAUUCCAAUACUCCCAAAUCUGAUGGAAAAGAUAAUAAAAAUGAAACCCCAACAUUACCCAGCACUUUUACACAACAAUCUCCAACGCAAGUACAAAAGGUAGCGAUAGCAAACGCUAAUGAUAAAUAUACAGUGGUUCAAAACCAAAAUGGACGUGAACAAAGAUAUCCAAUUCGCACUACAACACCAAAUGUUCCAAGCGGUUUUCGUGGAACUGUAAAUGUUGAAAAAAAAUUCCAUACAAAAGCACUUGAAUCGCACACAACAGAAAAUAAUGUUGAUGGCAACUCUAAAGAUCAUGAACACAGUAAAAUUCCGACACCAGACAGUUAUGUGACAGUAACCAAAUCAGUUACUGGCAGCAUGGAUAAUACUAAAAACCCACCGCAAGAGAAUAAAAAUUUCCAAUCAACAUAUUACACGAAAUCAUCAACCUGUGGUUAUUUCACUUUCUCAUGCAACAUUGUAUAUGGCGCCAAUGGUCGAAGCAAAAUCUGUCGUCCCAAAGCGCCAACCAAUGGAAAAUGCUAAUGCCAAUCUAUUUCCCUAAAAUUAUAUUAAAAUAAUUUACUAUUAAAUUACAUUAAAAUACAUAUGUUUUAUACGUUUAACAAAUAAUAGAAUAAUAAUUUAAACAAAUGCUAUAUGUAUGCAACAUAUUUAAUGAAACCAUCAAAUAUCCACACCCACUGCCUUAACUUUUAUUCAACUUAUUUUGUCUGUUGUACUGACAAUUUUUGUAAAAAUAAAU